AUGCCGGCGCCUCUCCAACAGUCGGACAUCAUCUUCUCUUCCGCAUCGCAUGUUCUGCGUGACACACUCGGCGAGCUCAAAAAGGCCAAUCUCAGCAUCAAGAACCGCCUCAAAUCGAUCAAGCAAGACUCCAUCUUUGUUUGUGCCGUCUCGGACGCGUAUCAUCUGCCUUUGGUGGCCAACGAACGGUGUGGGAGCUGGUACAUCCCUCCCUCGAGGAAAGCGGGAAGUGCUUACUUCAAGUCCACCGAUGGCCAUUUUGGGCAAUGGACACUCUCGCUCAGGAGAUUAAACCUGCAAGUGCUGGACUGUCUGGAGCAGCAUGGCGGUGUGGUGAUUGUCGACUCGACGCGCCGAGGCAAGAGUAUGCCUGAUGCGCUGUCCAAAACCAUCCCGAUAUGGGUCGCUGUCCUGAAUCGACUGCUGUUCGUGGAAGACCAAGAACCGGGCGAGUUGAGAACGCCACUAGAUGUCGUUGGGGAGAGCGAGCAUGCGCAGAUCGAGUCGCGAAUUGACGAGUGUCUGCACGGAUUGACACGCCUCGACCUGGAUUUAGACGGCCUGAGGGCGAAGCUGAAGGGGAAGCCAAUGCAAGUGUGCUGGCAACGACCUGGUGAUGCACUUCCCGAGGACCUGUCCAAAGACGCGACCGCUAACUUGAUUGUACUGUGCACUGCCUCGAACCAGACUAGCAACGAGACCUCUGCAACAUCCGACUACGUGCAAGGAGCUGCAGACGACCCGGAAGCAUGGUCCUGCGGACUAGAUUCCGUAUCUUUUUGGCGGCACAGCGAGGCUUUGCUUGCGGCAUCAGAGGACGAUCUACCACUCCUCAUCAAGGAGCUCAUGGCAUCUGCAGACACAGUUGGUCCUGCCAACAGGCCAGUGUUGGUCAAGCCGACUUCCCAAAUCUGGAUCUCCAGCAAUGAUACUGCAAACAGCUCAUGCGACGAGUUUGACUAUGUGAUCGCCUGCACGACAACACCAGACCAAGACCUCGUCACCAACUUGAAAGAUCGCUACAUUGUCCUCCCUCUGCCCGCAGGUAAGAACGGCAGCCGCAUGCUUCGCACAGAAUUAUCGAAGCUCGACUCUUUCCGCAUUAGCUUGAGUGCGACCAGCAAAAUCCUAGUCACUUGCUCUACUGGCAAAGAUCUUGCUAUUGCCUUCGAUCAACAAGACGCUCAUCAAGCAGCGCUUGAGCUGGAUCAUGGUGUCUAUGCCUGA
Sphaerulina musiva SO2202 is the source of this 1227-nucleotide messenger RNA. RefSeq names its product initiator tRNA phosphoribosyl transferase. Gene Ontology annotation, molecular function: tRNA adenosine(64)-2'-O-ribosylphosphate transferase activity. The coding region runs from base 1 to 1227 and encodes 408 amino acids. The record is from RefSeq and is a predicted model, not a curated record. Gene Ontology annotation, cellular component: cytoplasm. Gene Ontology annotation, biological process: charged-tRNA amino acid modification. The transcript has 2 exons. NCBI's taxonomy places the organism in Eukaryota, Fungi, Ascomycota, Dothideomycetes, Mycosphaerellales, Mycosphaerellaceae.